AUGUCUAGAACACUCCAGAACUUCCACCAGCAAGAAUACCGGGUCUCAAAGGAUUGCUCUAGAAUCCAAGAAAGUGAAUUCUUCAGCUCUGGAGAUGCCCUCACUACACAGGUUUUUCUCAAAUACUAUCAUGUCGAGCAGUUAAAUUUGCUGCUGCGAGAAGUCAUAGGCAGAGUGGUUGUGCUGCAGGCUUAUGCCAAGGGGUGGCUUGGAGCCAGGAGAUACAAAAGAAUCAGAGAGAAGAGAGAGAAGGGGGCCAUUGCCAUCCAGUCAGGGCACCCUUCAGACCAAAGCAGUGAUCUGCAGCCCACUGUCACAAGGGAAAGCAAGGGAGGUGUCCAGGAUCAAGACCACCGUGAACCUAGUGACCACACAGAUCAUAAAAGAAGUCCACAAACAGAAUUCAACAGUGGCCAUGCAGAGACUUCAAGCAACUCUCCUGUUGUCACUGAGAAAAAUCGGCAUCCACAAACCCAGUGUUCUCCAAAAGGGUGUGAUGUCUCCACAGGACAUUCAAAUAAGCACUCCAUUUCUGGGACUGAUCUGCUAUCUUCUUGGACAUGCCAUGCUGCCCCAGGUUGCCCAGGACCAAGUCCCUCAAAAGGACCCCCUACAAAGCUUGUUUCAGAAAACGGUCUUAUACAGAAGCAGCGAACACCUCGCCGAAGAUGUCAGCAGCCCAAAAUGUUGAGUAGCCCUGAGGACACCAUGUACUAUAACCAGUUAAAUGGAACUCUAGAAUAUCAAGGGAGCAAGAGGAAGCCAAGAAAACUUGGCCAAAUCAAAGUGCUUGAUGGAGAAGACGAAUAUUACAAAUCUUUGUCACCUGUGGACUCUGUUCCUGAGGAAGAUAACCCAUCCUGCCCUUUCCUUUCUUCCUCACCCUCAAAAGGAGCAUCUUUUGCUCAGCUCUGAGGUGUACUUUCUGCCCCCACCCCAGUCUGUUCAGGAUAGUAUCUCUGCAAGAAUACCUGACAUGAAGAAAACCAACAAGGUGAAAAAUGCUGUCAAGACAAAAUAACUGACCCUGGACGAAACAGAAAUCAUCCCGGGAAUACCACAGUUUUUAAAAGCUUCAUUGCAAAACCAUUGGUGUUCAUGUUGUGAGCUGCUGAUCUUUCUUCCAUUUUGGUACAUCUGCAGACAUGCCUCCAUCCACUUUAACUUUCUUUAUUUUUAAAUGUCAUGCAAAUACAGAAAAAGGCACAAAUCAGAAGACUCAACUCAAUAAGUUAUCAGAAAAUCGGUAUCUACAUAACUGCCCCUCCAGUCAAGUUAUCUGUGUAACCACUCCUACAGGCUGAAGAUUAUUAGAAAGUAUCUAUAUAAACUAUCUGUGGGUCCAUUAGAAUAUUGUCAGCAUACUAGAAGUCUCCCUUUAUCCAUUCCCAAUCACCCACCUCUCCAAAGGCAAGCAUUCUCAUGACUCAGGUAUAAAUACUUCCUUGGUUUUCUUUAUAAUUUUGCCAUUUACACACAUCCCUAAACACUAUAGUUAAAUUUGGCUUCUUAUGUUAGGUUCUAGGAGCUUUAUAUAAAUGG
This is a messenger RNA of Neogale vison (American mink), 1542 nucleotides long. Its product is annotated as myosin-IIIb-like. NCBI's taxonomy places the organism in Eukaryota, Metazoa, Chordata, Mammalia, Carnivora, Mustelidae. The record is from RefSeq and is a predicted model, not a curated record. The transcript is spliced from 11 exons. Bases 1 to 915 code for a protein of 304 amino acids. Gene Ontology annotation, molecular function: protein binding.